ACCGUCCAAGCGCUGAAGAUAGUUACCUGCCAUGUUGUAUAUAUACACAACAUAACCAAAGUUAACCUAUGUUACGUAGAAGCGUCGUGUGUUUAUAUUCUUUAAAGGACAUACAAUCGUUUUUGAAUAAGUGCAAGAAAUAUAAAAGUUAAGGAUGGAUUUUCAAAAUCGACCUGGAGGCAAAACUGGCGGUGGAGGCGUUGCCUCCUGGUCAGAGAGUAAUCGAGACAGAAGAGAACGAUUACGACAAUUGGCGUUAGAAACUAUUGAUCUUAACAAAGAUCCAUAUUUUAUGAAAAAUCAUUUAGGCUCUUAUGAAUGUAAACUGUGUUUAACGCUUCAUAACAACGAGGGCAGUUAUCUGGCCCAUACACAGGGUAAAAAGCAUCAAGCUAACCUAGCUAGGAGAGCUGCUAAAGAAGCAAAGGAAGCACCUCAAACUCUUGCUCCUGAAAAACCUCGGGUAGAACCAAAAAAGUUCGUAAAAAUUGGACGACCCGGUUAUAGGGUAACAAAACAACGUGAUCCAGAAUCGGGACAACAAAGCUUAUUAUUCCAAGUUGAUUAUCCAGAAGUUGCCGACAAUGUUAUUCCACGGCACAGAUUUAUGUCAGCAUAUGAACAAAGAGUUGAACCGCCAGAUCGUAAAUGGCAGUACUUAUUAUUCGCCGCAGAACCUUAUGAAACUAUAGCUUUUAAGGUGCCUAGUAGAGAAGUUGAAAAGGCAGAAGGAAAAUUUUGGACUCAUUGGAAUAAGGAUACAAAACAGUUUUUCCUGCAGUUUGCAUUUAAGAAUGAAAAACCAUCAGUUGGCAAAGUACCACCACCUCCAGUUCCUUUAAUACGACCUGGUUUAGGACCAACUAUGGUACCAGUUCCACCACCACCAAGACCACCAAUGUUUAAUCCAGUACCACCACCACCAGCACUUCUAGCCACAGGAAUGCAAAUACCUCCUCCACCUCCACAUUUAGCAUAAUUCUUUAAUAUAACAUACAAAAGCAAAAUAAGAAACUUAUAAUGUAUAUUUCUUUUAUUAUAAAUAAAGUGAACGUCUUUUA
Molecule: messenger RNA, 1061 nt
Organism: Osmia bicornis bicornis
Lineage: Eukaryota; Metazoa; Arthropoda; Insecta; Hymenoptera; Megachilidae
Gene: Sf3a2
Product: splicing factor 3A subunit 2
Exons: 2
Coding region: 155-979 (274 amino acids)
Biological process (GO): spliceosomal complex assembly
Cellular component (GO): U2 snRNP; U2-type prespliceosome; catalytic step 2 spliceosome
Molecular function (GO): nucleic acid binding; zinc ion binding
Source: RefSeq, a predicted model, not a curated record